Aaosphaeria arxii CBS 175.79 is the source of this 1409-nucleotide messenger RNA. RefSeq lists its product as uncharacterized. The coding region runs from base 11 to 1207 and encodes 398 amino acids. Lineage: Eukaryota; Fungi; Ascomycota; Dothideomycetes; Pleosporales. The transcript has a single exon. The record is from RefSeq and is a predicted model, not a curated record.
GGGGCAUCUCAUGUCCCCCCACGACCGAUAUCUCGGGUGCCGGUCCCCUCGGUACCUUCGCUGUCGUGAUGCCUUCUCCUCUGACCACAUCUUAGCAUUGUAUACUCACACUCUAGCUAUCAUCAAUAUUAUCGAAGACGUAUUCUCCCGCCUUGAAAUCAUUAAAAGAGCCUCAUCCUCCCAAAUCUUCGAAGACGUAGUCGACGGCUUCUCAAACAACCUAGGGAAUCGACCCAUUGCGAGCAUUAUUCACACCUCAUUAAAGUCGAAACAAAUCCCAGCGCUUAAUACAGAUCGAAAUUCGUUGUACUCCCAAACAACCGUACCCAGUAUUCUUCAACCUCAGUGGGCAACGUUGCUCGCUUCGCAAAGCAUAAUAGACACCAUGACACGACCCAAGGCGCGGACGAUAUCCCGCCCUUUCGAUGCUAGACACGUAGGUGGCAUAGACGUCUUAGGGACAUCUUCCGCUCUUCAGAAUGCUACACCCAUCAUCCAACCGCCUCAACGAAGCCUCACAUCAAUGACAAUCGAACCCGACGAAGUUCCAACUCACAUGAACAUGGCCGCCAGAGUACCCCCGAAGAGGUCCAACAGCAUCGCAAGCGGCUUCAACAGACCCAGCCUGCGGUUGAAGACCUCACUGUCGAUACUUCGGAAUCGAGCGACAUCCAACUCUCCAGACAGGGCAGGGAAACGUAAAGAAGACUCUUCGGCGCAGGAGACCGCUCGCAGCGCAGACGUCCAGCGUAGACAAGCUCCUACAUUCACUCUACCGCCCCCUCCUCCACCGCCACCACCGGCAUCAACAUCAUCACAGCAACUACGUCUUCGAACGCCACCACAGACACAAGUUCCGAACCGCACACCUUUACCACGACCCCUUCCGCAAUCACAAACACAACUCCAAUCUCAACCACCCACCGUGCCCCCCAAAGUUCCCAAAAAGCCCUCAGCCCCGCCACCGACAACCCGUCCCAAGAGAGCAGACUCAGGCACCGCCAUAUCCAUCGACGACGUCCCCGUCGAAACCCGCCCCCUCGGCUUCAAGGAAAUUGUCUCGGUUCCGAGCUUCCAGGAGCGUAUGAAGUUAUAUGAGCGGACGAGGGAGUAUUGGGCGAGUGCCGAUCAUGGAUUGGGGGAGUGGGUUGGUAGGGCUGGUAGUGGUGUUGUUGGCGGGAGGAGGGAGGUUAGGGUUGUUGUUUGAGUGGGUGAUGGUGUGGGAAGAGAGAUUUUGUUGGUUGAACGAGGAGAAUAUUGGUCAUUGUAAUAUUUUGUUCUUUUUGUUGUUUCCGAACUUCUUGAGAUACCCAAUUUUUGUAUGUCGGCGAUGUAAGAUAGUAUUGAAAUGAAGCGCAGGUCGCUUCACGUUGUUGUCGAAACAGUGUUUGAGCAUGUUUAGUAUAUAC